This is a messenger RNA of Ostertagia ostertagi, 330 nucleotides long. The record is from the annotation of a GenBank genome assembly. NCBI's taxonomy places the organism in Eukaryota, Metazoa, Nematoda, Chromadorea, Rhabditida, Trichostrongylidae.
AUGUUGUAUCUCUGUGACGGCAUCUCCCACUGUCAAAGCCAUGCGGACGAGACUAACUGCCGUGAGUUUCCCACGCAUAGCAACGGCUCUACUCCUGGUGCAUCCGAUAACGUCUCCAAGGAGCAGACCACAAAAAAGCCCAAUGUCCUUUCAGCGCCUCGCAUCUGCCUCCCAGGACAAUUCCAGUGUCAUGACAAUAAGAAAUGUGUGGCUCCUGGAGGUUUGUGCGAUGGUGUCGAGGACUGCUGGGAUGCGUCCGACGAGAAGUACUGCACCGGCUCAUUCCGAGCCAACAGCCCCAACACCAAAGUGAAUGAGAUGGCUGCCUAA